AUGUUUGUCACGCAGCCCAUCGCAGAUUCUACCGUUGCCGCUGGCACGCUGAGACGGACUAGGGACCAACAGGAUGAUAGCCCAACGCCACUCGCCAAAGCGGUCAUUUCACUUCUCCGUCGCAGUCAGGAGGAACUGCCGCCUGCUGCGUUUGCACUACUCGGCGAAGCCUCGCAUAUUUCACUGCGGGAAUGGUUGUCGCGCCAGUACAACGAAGUUCUCCCUGGGGCAGGGAGUGCUUGGGAUAACGUGCUGAGAUGGGCUCAGCUCUUUGUCGAACGAUUUCGCGUCUUCGAAAUGACCCGAUUUGACAGCGACACCAAUUUUGCUACUAGACUUGCUUAUGGCUAUGUAGCUAUGCUUCUUGAACUCGGAAGGGAGAAUGCACCCGCACUUAUGAUUCCAUUCAGCUUCUUCUAUGAGACUUCGUCAGAAUUGGAGAAGGUAUCACGCUCGGCGGAGGUCAUCAUCAACCAAGAGGUCAAGGACCAACUCUCAUUCGCGCUUUUCGAUCUACUGUCUUUGGUUGCUGAGGUAUCUACCUAUUUUCAUAGGGCCAUCUCGGACUUCACUUCCAGUUCAGUCUCUAUCGACAUUCGUGACACAUUCACUGCUCAAAUCGAGCAAUUCAAAAGUCGUUGUGUGAAAGUCACGUUGGCGGUCGCACGCCAUGUGUUAGUCAAAGAGGGCGUGGACCCAGAGAGAGUUCAUAUCGUUAACAAGAUUCGAUCUUGGCUUGUCCCUAACGAUCCCGUCAUUGCUGCUCUCGCUCAACCAACAUCAUAUUACGUCAAUGUCCGGGAGGAAAUGACUUGCCGAUGGAUAACUCCUUACCUCAAGCAAUGGGAGGGAGACCAGUAUACCCAGAUUCACAUUACUGGUCACCGGGGCUCAGGGAAGAGUAUUUUAUCCUCAGUCAUUUUAGACCACCUGCACGACGCCGUUGAUGCGAACGCUUGCCUGAAUCUGUCGGUCUCCAUCGGCGCCCGGAUCCCGGUUGAGAGGACCAUGUGUUCCAUUGUUCGCUCUAUGCUUUUUCAGAUAUUUGACAGAUCUGUCGCGAAUGUUCCACUCUUGACAACGCUGGGUGAAUCAUUACAGAGCAGCGGGAAGAUAACAGACAACACUGCUUAUGACAAUCUUUUGUGGGACACACUCAAACGGGCGCUGGAAUGCUCUUUGCCCGAUUUCAGCCGAAUCGCCAUUGUUGUGGAUGGUGUUGACGAGGCUUUGUGCGACGAGAGAUAUCUGUUACAGAAGCUCGUCUCUGUACUUCCGGAGGCACGAAACGUAACGCUUAUUACCCUCGGUACACAGAAGCCCCCGGAAGCAGACGGUCGGGCCCUUCUGGAGGUCACCCGCGAUGUGACUUUGGACGAUAUAUCCAAAGUCGUCCGAAGCGGAUUGCGAAAUGUCAGGCGUUUCAGAGAACUGCCUAGAAUCAAGCAGGAGGCCAUCGUCCAAGAUAUUGCCAAAGCCUCUGAAGGCUCUUUUCUGUGGGCCAAGCUUGCCUCAAAGCACCUCAGGAUCCAGGAGAACUCCGAUCAUCUUCGCAAGGCUGUAGACACUUUCGCCACUACCAAACCCAGCAUCGCUGAUAUGGUGUUCAAGAGUCUGGGUGGAGAGGAUGUGAGCAUGGAGGCCAAACAGUUCCUUACAUGGCUAGCUAUUGCUCAGCGUCCCUUACACCUUCGAGAGAUCCAGGCCUUUGCCUCUAUCCAGGUUGACGAAAAAAUAGUUCGUGACACGGGUAUCAUCAAGGCCCUCAAACCUGUCAGCAAUUUGCUUUACUUUAUGGACAAAUUACUAUUCUUUCGGCAUGGUAUGAUCCGAGAUGCAGUGGUAGAUCUAUCGUCCCAAGGCAAGCUAGUCCUUAAUGAUGAUCCGCACGCCGACUUUGUGACUCGGCUCUUCGUCUAUUUGAAAUCUUGCUUUGAGGAAUCGAGUGAGCCCUCUCUCAUGGUUCUCGAUUGGGGCGAAACCAUUUUCCUGCGAAACCAAAAUUCUCUCCUCGAUUACGCUUCUCGAUACUGGCCUCUUCAUCUCAAACAAACGGGUCUCUUCACGCAACAUGGCGCCAUCGGGGCCCUAGAGAAAAUCGCAAACGUCCUCCCCAUGUCGACGACCUUCAUCAGGUUCCUAGAUAUUACCUGGGAGAGGCUACCGACGCCCGAAGCCCUGUCCUACCACGAACUCGUCACUGAACUCUACCGCAAAUCUGCUGGAGACAACGUGGUCAGCCUCCAGUGUAUGAUAUCUUUAGCACUCAAAUACCGCAAGGUAUACCACGAUAAAGCUACCGAACUUAUCUAUGAGACGACUAUGCUGAGCAAGACGUUCUUGACGGAACGACACAUCAUAACGAUCAAACUCGCCGAUAUCUUUUUGGAGCUGUCAGCGGACCAGAUCACGCGCUCCCAUACCGAGAUUAUGAAGAGGAGAGGGGAAUGUCUUGCGCUUCUUUUCGAGGCCUACACGCUGCCCGAUGUAAAUACUUCUGAGAAAGUGGUUGCUGCCAGGAGUGCCUUGGCGGAUCAUUACCGCACUCUGGGCGAGGAGCAAAAGGCUGACGAGGUCAUGGCCUCUGUCCAGAGCUCUACCGGAGACGAUCUGCCAUCUGAGCAGCCACUUUAA
Penicillium argentinense is the source of this 2634-nucleotide messenger RNA. RefSeq lists its product as uncharacterized. The coding region runs from base 1 to 2634 and encodes 877 amino acids. Lineage: Eukaryota; Fungi; Ascomycota; Eurotiomycetes; Eurotiales; Aspergillaceae. The record is from RefSeq and is a predicted model, not a curated record. The transcript has 4 exons.